AUGCGUGGGGGGGAGGGGGGGGAAGCUGUGUGGGGGCGGGGAGGAGGGGGUACCACACCUGGGUGGUGUGGGGGGGAGGGGGGGGAGUGGGGGGGGGAGCGGGAGCGGGGUGGGGAUGGGUGGGGCGGGGGGGACGUGGGUGGGGGGGGUUGCGGGGGGUGGGGGGGGGGGGAUGGGGCGGGAUGUGGGCAGGCGGGGGGGGGGGAGGUGGUGGGGGGGCUGGGGUGUGGGGGAGGCAGGGGGCCUGGGUCCGAGGGGGGGGGGGGGUGGGGGUGUGGGGGGGGAGGGUGGGGGGCGUGGGGGGGGUGGGGGGGGGGGGCGACGGUGGGGGGGGGCGCGGGUCGGGGGGGCAGGGGUGGGGGGGGGGGGGGGGGGGGGGGGGGGUGGGGGGGGGGGUGGGGGGGGGGGGGGGGGGGGGGUGGGGGGGGGGGGGGGGGGGGGGGGGAGGGGGGGGGGGGGGGGGGGGGGGGGGGGGGGGGGGGGGGGGGGGGGGGGGGGGGGGGGUGGGGGGGGGGGGGGGGGGGGGGGGGGUGGGGGGGGGGGGGGGGGGGGGGGGUGGGGGGGGGGGGUGGGGGGGGGGAGGGGGGGGGGGGGGGGGGGGGGUGGGGGGGGGGGGGGGGGGGGGGGGGGGGGGGGGGGGGUGGGGGGGGGGGGGGGGGGGGGGGUGGGGGGGGGGGGGGGGGGGGGGGGGGGGGGGGGGGGGGGGGGGGGGGGGGGGAGGGGGGGGGGGGGGGGGGGGGGGGGGGGGGGGGGGGGGGGGGGGGGGGGGGGGGGGAGGGGGGGGGGGGGGGGGGGGGGGGGGGGGGGGGGGGGGGGGGGGUGGGGGGGGGGGGGGGGGGGGGGGGGGGGGUGGGGGGGGGGGGGGGGGGGGGAGGGGGGGGGGGGGGGGGGGGGGGGGGGGGGGGGGGGGGGGGGGGGGGGGGGGGGGGGGGGGAGGGGGGGGGGGGGGGGGGGGGGGGGGGGGGGGGGGGGGGGGGGGGGGGGGGGGGGGGGGGGGGGGGCGGGGCGGGGGGGGGGGGGGGGGGGGCCGUGGAUGUGGGCGGGGGGAGGCUGAGGGCCUUUGGUGCCUCAUAG
Molecule: messenger RNA, 1074 nt
Organism: Dicrocoelium dendriticum
Lineage: Eukaryota; Metazoa; Platyhelminthes; Trematoda; Plagiorchiida; Dicrocoeliidae
Source: the annotation of a GenBank genome assembly